Molecule: messenger RNA, 1020 nt
Organism: Lolium rigidum
Lineage: Eukaryota; Viridiplantae; Streptophyta; Magnoliopsida; Poales; Poaceae
Product: myosin heavy chain IB-like
Exons: 8
Coding region: 12-1007 (331 amino acids)
Molecular function (GO): RNA binding
Source: RefSeq, a predicted model, not a curated record
AGCGAACAGGGAUGGAUCGGUACCAGAGGGUGGAGAAGCCCAGGGAGGAGGUGCCCAUCAAGGAGAAUGAGAUCCGCAUCACCACCCAGGGCAGGAUGCGCAACUACAUCACCUACGCCACCACCUUGUUCCAGGACAAAGGUUGCGAUGAAGUUGUAUUCAAGGCAAUGGGAAGGGCCAUAAACAAGACUGUCAUGAUUGCAGAAUUGAUCAAGAGGAGAAUUGUGGGUCUCCAUCAAAACACCGCCACGGAAUCUACUGAUAUUACUGAUACGUGGGAGCCACUGGAGGAAGGCCUACUCCCGCUUGAGACAACAAGGCAUGUGUCUAUGAUUACUAUAACUCUUUCAAAGAAGGAGCUGGACACUUCCUCUGUCGGGUAUCAAUCUCCACUUCCAGCAGACAAGGUGAAGCCAUUUGUUGAAUAUGAUAAUGAAGAAGAUGUACACUCACCGCCUGGACGAGGAAGAGGACGUGGUCGAGGUCGUGGAAGGGGAAUGGGAAGGGGUAGAGGUGCACGUGGAAACGGAUAUGUGGAGUAUGGUGAUGGUGGCUGGGAGGGUGAGCAUGCGCCUGCUUAUGCAGGCAAUGGGUAUGCUGACCAUGCUCCAGCUUAUGAAGGCAAUGGUUAUGCACGUGGUAGAGGCCGCGGUUUCAGAGGCCGUGGCAGGAGAGGCGGCUAUGGUGGCCAGCCUGAUUAUCAGCAAGAGGGAGGGAGAGGUGGCUAUGGUGGCCACCGGGAUUAUCAGCAAGAUGGAGGGUAUUAUGACGAUGCACCAGCACCACCCCGAGGUGGUGGCCGUGGUUUCAGGGGCCGUGGCAGGAGAGGUGGCUACGGUGGCUACGGUGGCCAGCCUGAUUAUCAGCAAGACGGAGGGUUUUACGAUGAGGCACCUCCUGCACCUGCUGGAGGCCGCGGCCGUGGUCGUGGGAGAGGCCCAGCCCGGGGCAGAGGGCGUGGUGGCAAUACCAAUGGCAUGGUGUACGCCGCCGCUUCCACUGCGUAAGCUGCCUGCAGCU